Messenger RNA from Theobroma umbraticum, 2416 nucleotides. It is a transcript of the gene AT-HF, whose product is annotated as HIS HF. The record is from RefSeq and is a predicted model, not a curated record. Gene Ontology annotation, molecular function: glutaminase activity; imidazoleglycerol-phosphate synthase activity. Gene Ontology annotation, biological process: L-histidine biosynthetic process. NCBI's taxonomy places the organism in Eukaryota, Viridiplantae, Streptophyta, Magnoliopsida, Malvales, Malvaceae.
CUUUUCACUCCCCUUUUGUUUUCUUUUCAUUCCCUGCCGCCGUACUCCUCCAUAUCCUCGUGCUUCGUCCUCCGUCUGCAAUCCAUUCUCCUCUCCGCCGGUGGUUUUGGGUAGCAAAAUUCUUUGUUUUUGCAGUUGGGCGACUUGGAUCAGUGCCUAACUUCCUCAAAGGACGGCGUUGUUCUCCACCUCAAGCCUUAACAAUAUAAAGACAGUUGCUUUGACAAACCGCAUUGUUUUGCAAUGGAGGGGGUUGCAUAUGCUUACACUACAAGCUUCACAAAACAAUCAUUUUUGUUGUCUGCACUGUCAUCAUCAUCUAUUAUAACCAUCCACCAAAAGCAUCACAAAACUAUUUUAAAAUCCAUAUCUCGUAGAAAUCUUGUUAUCUGUGCUUCAUCUGGUUCUAGUUCUGCUGUGAAGUUGCUCGAUUAUGGAGCUGGAAAUGUUCGGAGCUUAAGGAAUGCUAUUCACUAUCUUGGCUUCGAUAUAGAGGAUGUGCGAACUCCAAAAGACAUUUUGGAUGCUGAACGCCUUAUCUUUCCUGGUGUUGGUGCAUUUGGUUCAGCCAUGGAUGUAUUGGUCAAGACCGGGAUGGCUGAAGCACUUUGUACCUAUAUCAAGAAUGAUCGCCCAUUUCUAGGCAUUUGUCUUGGCCUUCAACUACUUUUUGAGUCUAGUGAAGAGAAUGGACCAGUGAAUGGUCUUGGCUUGAUACCUGGUGUGGUUGGGCGGUUUAACUCUUCAAAUGGUUUUAGAGUACCCCAUAUUGGCUGGAAUGCUUUGCAAAUUACAAAAGACUCUGAAAUUUUGGAUGACAUUGGAGAUCACCAUGUCUACUUUGUUCACUCUUACCGUGCCAUGCCAUCAGAUGAUAACAAGGAAUGGAUUUCAUCUACAUGCAAUUAUGGUGAUGAUUUUAUAGCAUCUAUCAGAAGGGGAAAUGUGCAUGCAGUUCAGUUCCAUCCAGAGAAGAGUGGAGAUGUUGGUCUUUCUGUAUUGAGAAGGUUUCUAGAUCCAAAGACACAGGGGACAAAGAAUCCUACUCAGGGGAAGGCUUCAAAACUUGCAAAGAGGGUGAUUGCUUGUCUUGAUGUUAGGACGAAUGAUAAGGGGGAUCUCGUUGUAACCAAAGGGGACCAGUAUGAUGUACGAGAGCACACAAAAGAAAAUGAGGUGAGAAACCUUGGCAAACCCGUAGAGCUUGCUGGACAGUAUUACAAAGAUGGGGCUGAUGAGGUCAGUUUUUUGAACAUUACUGGCUUCCGUGACUUCCCAUUAGGCGAUUUACCAAUGUUGCAGGUAUUAAGACGCACUUCAGAGAAUGUUUUUGUCCCACUAACUGUUGGAGGUGGUAUACGAGAUUUUACAGAUGCAAAUGGCAGGCACUAUACUAGUUUGGAAGUUGCUUCAGAGUACUUUAGGUCUGGGGCUGAUAAAAUUUCCAUUGGGAGUGAUGCAGUUCAUGCAGCAGAAGAAUAUAUGAAAACCAAAGUAAAGACAGGAAAGAGCAGCUUAGAACAAAUUUCUAAAGUCUAUGGAAGUCAGGCGGUAGUUGUAAGCAUUGAUCCUCGUAGAGUGUACCUUAAAAGUCCUAAUGAUGUGCAGUUCAAGACCAUAAGGGUCACAAAACCAGGUCCAGGUGGAGAAGAAUAUGCUUGGUAUCAGUGUACGGUUAAUGGUGGGCGUGAAGGUCGACCAAUUGGGGCUUAUGAGCUUGCAAAAGUAGUUGAAGAACUGGGAGCUGGAGAAAUACUAUUGAACUGCAUUGAUUGUGAUGGUCAAGGAAAAGGAUUUGAUAUAGAUUUAAUAAAGCUGAUAUCAGAUGCUGUCAGCAUCCCUGUAAUUGCAAGUAGUGGUGCUGGUGCUGCUGAGCACUUCUCGGAGGUAUUCAUGGAAACGAAUGCAUCAGCAGCUCUUGCUGCUGGCAUUUUCCAUCGGAAGGAGGUGCCCAUUCAGUCCGUAAAAGAACACUUGUUGAAGGAAGGCAUUGAAGUAAGGGUAUAACCAUAUCUGUUCUUGUGUCGAUGAGGCUCCUGAUUUUGUUCCUAAAAUCAAGAGUGGGCAGAAAUGCGAAAACCUGAUAGCUGUUUUCGUAUGUUUUCUUUCAUUUUUGCAGUUUCGGGAUUGAUUUCGAAAUGAUCUGUUCGUAUGUAAUCACUAUUUUGGAAAUUUUGAAUGUUUUGUUAUGUACUUUAUUUGUUCUGUUUGGACACCUCAUGCUCCUUUCCCAACUUCGUAAAUGGCGUACUUGUGAUGCGAGAAAGCUUCUUGCUGAUAGUUUUUGCUUUGUCGUAAGAGUAGCAUUUUUCUUUGAAGUAAGAUUCAGAUAUAAAAAUGUUAUUAGCUAAAUAUAGAGUUUCUUCUAGGAAAUGAAUAUUUUGCUUUGAUAAUAUGUCUUCUUAUGAUUGCAUAA